Mustela erminea (ermine) is the source of this 1216-nucleotide messenger RNA. It is a transcript of the gene ARL11, whose product is annotated as ADP ribosylation factor like GTPase 11. Gene Ontology annotation, molecular function: GTPase activity; GTP binding. Gene Ontology annotation, biological process: vesicle-mediated transport; intracellular protein transport. The coding region runs from base 283 to 831 and encodes 182 amino acids. NCBI's taxonomy places the organism in Eukaryota, Metazoa, Chordata, Mammalia, Carnivora, Mustelidae. Gene Ontology annotation, cellular component: cytoplasm. The record is from RefSeq and is a predicted model, not a curated record. The transcript is spliced from 2 exons.
CCACCGCCACUACAGUUCCUUCUCCUCUUGCUCUUGGGACACCACCGCCGCGCAGAAAGCAGCUGCAUGCGAGCGGACUGCCACAGAGGAGGAGCUUUCGGCCACAGUCUAAGAACACGGAGAGCCCAGGCCUGUGUUUGAAACCUGACAUUGUAAAGACGCUUCCUACUUUUGGAGGAGAGGCUCUUCUUCCAGGUGCCUGCGUGGAUUUGUGUUCCUCUUGAAAAGAAUGGCUGAUGUGUGCACCUGGCCUCUCUCCCCUAGGGCUUAGCAGUGGCCGCCAUGGGUUCUGUGAAUUCCCGAGGUCACAAGGCUGAAGCCCAGGUGGUGAUGAUAGGCCUCGAUUCAGCUGGCAAGACCACGCUCCUGUACAAACUGAAGGGCUACCAGCUGGUGGAGACCCUACCCACUGUUGGUUUCAACGUGGAGCCGCUCAAAGCCCCAGGGCACGUGUCUCUGACAAUCUGGGAUGUCGGGGGGCAGACCCAGCUGAGGGCCAAUUGGAAGGACUACCUGGAAGGCACGGAUGUCCUCGUGUAUGUUCUGGAUAGCACAGAUGAAGCACGCUUGUCCGAGGCAGUGGCUGAGCUCGUGGGAGUCCUGAACGAUCCACACAUGGCCAGUGUCCCUUUCUUGGUGCUGGCCAACAAGCAGGAGGCACCCGGCGCUCUGCCGCUGCUUGGGAUCAGAGACAGGCUGGGCCUGGAGAGAUUCCAGGACCGCAGGUGGGAGCUCCGGGCCUGCAGUGCCCUCACCGGGGCCGGGCUGCCCGAGGCCCUGCAGAGCUUGAGAAGGCUCCUGAAAUCCCGCUGCCACUGUGUUUCCACGUGAGUGCAGGUGCGGCAGGGAGUGGGGAGAGCGAGAAGACUGGGUCCGGGCCGAGCAGCGUGUCUGUGCCCAUACGAACUGAAAGCAGCAGCUGGUCCUUGAGAAUCUGAAACUCAGUUUGUCAAAGAAGUCCUUCCGUGCUUGGACAGGAUAUUUUCUUCUUGGGGCUUAUUGUCACUAGUGUUUAUGCUGAAAACUAACUAUUCUUUGAAUAAUAAUACUCUAAGGGGGAAAAAUGCCUCAACACGCUUCUUUGAAUAACUCAUUACCAAGGGUGAACUGAGCAAUUGUAAUACAACAAUGAAUGGUCGCAUUACAAUUAAGACCUAAAUUCACAGAGGGAAAGGUUUCAAAAUCAGAUUAAAAUAUCAUCUGGACAUCGUCACGA